AUGAGUGCAAAGAGUCCUGAAGUAGUAGACAAUAUGAUUGAUGAUAGUCUCUUAGGUAUUUUCAUUAUCCUUCUUAUUGUAAUGCUUAGUACUGGAUACGUCUAUAUACAACAACUUCGACAAGGGGAAACUGGACAACAACGUGAGAAUGUACCCACCACUAUCUUUACAAGAAUGACACCGUCUACGACUGGAGCACUUGCAUCAUCAACACGUGGACGUAUGGUCUCAACUACUGAGCUAAAUGAACAGCAAAUACGUCUUCAUUUGAAGUUACCAAUGCGUAAUGGAGCACGUAUCAUUACAAUCAGUGCGGACGUGCUACUGAAGACGGACAAGUUGGAAACGUUGAGCUGGAGAAAUGACGAGAUCCCCAUGAUACUCAUGGAUUUAUCAUAUAUUGCAGAUGUAUAUCUCUUGUAUAAAGUAUCAGAUACAACAGAGAUCGAGCACAUUGAUCGGAUCCGUGACUUUAUCUCCAUGCAUCCACAUUUAAAAAGUAACGCGACAACGGCUGGUGGUAUUCAGGCACACAAGAUUCUCUUCUGCACCACGUCAAUUGGCAAAAUUGCAUUCGUGCGACAAAUUGAACCUCAUGUUCAUGUGGAUGUUGACGCUAAUGUCGUUCGUGAUUUGGAAAAACAUGUGCCAUAUAUUGUGCACAUCUCGACAUCACGUGAGGGUGUAGCAGUGCCUUUGGUCCCGAACGUGGUUCAUGUGGGUGACAGCUUUUCAAGUUACUUCUCGCUCAUUAGCUCAAAAGAACGUCUUUAA
Peronospora belbahrii is the source of this 774-nucleotide messenger RNA. The record is from the annotation of a GenBank genome assembly. Lineage: Eukaryota; Oomycota; Peronosporomycetes; Peronosporales; Peronosporaceae.